CACUUUUCUUCAUUACUCUUUAUUAAAAUAUGGAGAUCCUUUAUUCCUCUACUUACAACUUUGUUGCACUGCCCAUAUUCUUUUCCUUUUUGUUUACUUUAUUUGACAAAUUACUUAGAAAAUCAUCAUCAACACAAGAAAAAUUGCCUCCGGGUCCAUGGAAACUUCCCAUUGUUGGAAGUCUCCAUCACUUGAGAGGUGCAUUAUUAUUUCCACACCGCACCCUAAAAAAUUUAGCAACAAAAUAUGGUCCUAUUAUGUAUUUGCAACUCGGAGAAAUUCCUGCCGUAGUCGUAUCGUCGCCUAAUAUGGCGAAAGAAAUACUAAAAACUCAUGAACUCGCCUUUGCUACUAAGCCACAACUUACAUCCAUAAACAUCACUACUUAUAAUUAUAAGGACAUUGCAUUUGCACCAUACGGUGACAAAUGGAGACAAAUGCGUAACAUAUGUGUUACGGAGCUAUUAUGUACCAAAAUGGUCAAGUCAUUUAGUUCAAUUCGGAAGGAUGAGAUUAUGAAACUCGUCUCAUCAAUCCGAUCCACGAAUGGUUCUCGUGUUGUCAACUUAACAGAAGAAAUUCUUAGGUAUACAAACUCCGUGACUUGUAGAUCAGCUUUUGGGAAAGUAUACACGAAUCAAGACGAGUUGAUAAAUUUGUUGAGGAACGUGUUGGAUACAUUAGGAGGAUUUGAUGUGGCUGAUUUGUUCCCGUCAUGGAAGUUACUCCACAAGAUGAGUGGGGUGAAAUCGAAACUCUUGAAGAUGCAUCAGAAGGUUGAUGCAGCUCUGGAGAACAUUGUUAAUGAACACAUUAAGAAUCGAGCCCUUGGAAGCAAGGGGAAUGGCGAUCAUUUAAUUGGAGGUGAAGAUUUGGUUGAUGUUCUUUUAAGAAUUAAGGAGAAUGGUGAACUUCAAUUUCCAAUCACAAGUGAUCACAUAAAAGCAAUCAUUUCUGACAUGUUUGCUGCUGGAACUGAAACUUCAGCUGCGACUAUUAUAUGGGCAUUAUCGGAAAUGAUGAGGAGUCCAAAAAUUAUGGCCAAGGCACAAAAUGAAGUGAGACAAGUUUUCAAAGGAAAGACAACUUUUGAUGAAGAAGAUCUUGAUAAAUUGACAUACCUAAAUUUAGUGAUCAAAGAAACAUUGAGGCUACAUCCUCCGAGUACUCUACUACCAAGGGAAUGUAGGAAACAAACAUAUAUUGAUGGAUAUAUGAUACCUCCUAAGACAAGAGUACUAAUCAAUAUAUGGGCCCUAGGAAGAGAUUCAGAAAGUUGGGACGAUCCUGAAAAUUUUAUACCAGAGAGAUUUGAAAAUUGUCGUAUUGACUAUAUGGGAAAUUAUUUUGAGUUUAUUCCGUUUGGUUCUGGAAGAAGGAUUUGUCCUGGAAUGCAGUUUGGUUUAACUAAUGUUAAACAUCCUUUGGCUCGGCUGCUCUACCAUUUCGAUUGGGUGCUUCCAUAUGGAGUUAGUCCAGAAGAGUUGGAUAUGAUUGAAAAAAUUGGCUUAAGUGCAGCGAAGCAGAAAGAUCUAUGUUUAAUUGCCAUAGAUCAUGCACAGAGACGAUGGUAAAAUUUGCUGUAAAUUCAUAAUGGUACCAUAUAAGUAUAAUUAAUAAUCUCCUUACAGUUUGGUGUAUGUAGUUCAA
Solanum dulcamara is the source of this 1650-nucleotide messenger RNA. Its product is annotated as premnaspirodiene oxygenase-like. The transcript is spliced from 2 exons. Lineage: Eukaryota; Viridiplantae; Streptophyta; Magnoliopsida; Solanales; Solanaceae. The coding region runs from base 30 to 1574 and encodes 514 amino acids. Gene Ontology annotation, molecular function: iron ion binding; heme binding; monooxygenase activity. The record is from RefSeq and is a predicted model, not a curated record.